AUGUCUGGAGAACUUCCAUUAUCUGCUAUAUACGACCAGGCGCUCGCUUCCUCGUCUCGUUUAUCGGAAUACUCGGCUCUAUCCCCCGAAUACAAGUCUCUUUCCGACGAAGCCCUGAGAGAUCUUCGGCAGGUGGCCCAAGCGGUCUCCGACUUGCAACUUUUUAGCAGAAACGAAACUCUGGAAGACAUAUCGACCAAACAGCUCGUCUAUCUUACUGUGCCAUAUGCUACCGCAGAACUCUUGCUUGCGCUCCCUCGGCUGAACCUGCGAUCCGAAAAGAUAUACUGGGACAGGCUGAGGUGCUUUAUUCUAGCAUCUUCUCAGCUACAAAAAUUCAUUACUUAUGUAACCGACUAUGGUAUUGUGGACGACACCACAAUCCAAACAACUAAUCGGCUGGCUCAAAUGUCGAAGAAUCCAGCCCAGAGGCGAGAAGCAAAAAUCCAACAAUACCAGGCUGAGAAACAGUUGAAAUCACGAAUUCAAGCUCUAAGAUCCCAAACGCUUGCGACCAACAUUGAAGAGCCCUCCAAUAACUACGACUCGAUUCGAAUGCUAAUCAGCUCUGGAGCAUCACACGCGGGGAGCGUCAAUGUUGACGACGACGAUCUUGACAUGGACGAUGAAACUCGGCGCGAAUUAACUAUCACCCUUCUUCGCCUGCUGUAUGCGCAAACACAAUCAUCUCUUCAGCAAAUCAAAGAAGAAGCUCAAAUUCUUCAAAAUAUGCCCUCACCCUCCAGCAGCCAUUCUCAACCCGAAACAAGUAAACGUAAUGAUGAUACAUGGCGACUUGAUACGACACCUCGCGGAGGACCCGAUGGACGAGGGCCACUUAUGGAUUCACAGGGACGCCCACUAAGGCCCUUUACUAUAUUACCAAGUAACGUUGCAGAGCGAACGAGACUCCAGAACGAGGUCUUCCGUCCAGAUCACAGGCUUCCGAGCAUGUCAAUCGACGAAUAUCUGGCUGAAGAAGAGAGGAGAGGGAACAUCUUGAGAGGAGGGGGGAAAGCAUCCGAGCAAGCUCCCACAUCGUCGGAGCGGCUCGCUGUAGAUUCGGAACAAGAUGGCACUCGAUUUGGAGAGGAGAAGUCAGAAGAGAAGCGAAAAAAGGACGAAGAAUGGGCGGUGUUUACGGAUGCAAACCCCAAGGGCGCGGGCAACACUAUGAAUAGGGGUUUUGAGGAUUCGCCACCGGUCACGUGCUGCACGGAACUAUGCAGUACGAAAGCCCAACCCCUUCUAGACCAUCACCGCCACAUAGAUGGUCUCCUCAUCUCACCGACACUUUUACCGGCACCUCAAAUAUUCCCAUUUCUUCUUCCAAAGCCUCACCAGCCUCACGCUACACCUAUCCCCCGGAACGGACAGGUCAAGUUUAAUGAACGACGCGAUUUGAAAGAGGAGGCCGAUGUACUAAGUGAUGAGGAAUUAGAAAUCGAGGAAUUGAUGGCAGAGAUCAAAACUUACGGGCAUAACUUCCUUAUACCAAUUGGAAAGAACAUGACAUUGGAUGAGGAGAGUGCAGAUGCCGCAGAUCCGUCGGAGCCUGGGAGCUCGGACUCCAACUCUCAAACUCAAUCAGCCUCUCAAGCUGAGGAACUGGGGACUGAUUUGGAUGCGGAUAUGCAAGAUCUGGAUGCUGAAGUCCAGGAUCUGGAUGCGAGCACUCAAGAUUUAGAUACCAGUGCUCAAGACUUGGACGCCAGUGUACAAGACCUGGAUGCAAGCAUACAAGACCUGGACGCAGAUAUCCCCAACGAAGAUUCAGAGGCAAGCAUAGCGACGGACCAGAGUUUUGUAGAUGAUGAACAAGUCGACCAGGGCCUUUAG
Messenger RNA from Rhizoctonia solani, 1839 nucleotides. Its product is annotated as Type 2A phosphatase-associated protein 42. Gene Ontology annotation, molecular function: protein phosphatase 2A binding. The coding region runs from base 1 to 1839 and encodes 612 amino acids. Lineage: Eukaryota; Fungi; Basidiomycota; Agaricomycetes; Cantharellales; Ceratobasidiaceae. Gene Ontology annotation, cellular component: cytosol. The transcript is spliced from 7 exons. The record is from RefSeq and is a predicted model, not a curated record. Gene Ontology annotation, biological process: regulation of dephosphorylation; regulation of signal transduction.